AUGGCCGGUGCCGCCGGCGGGCGGCUGCGUGCCAGCAGCGCCAAGAAGCAGCAGCGGCAGCGGACGCUGAACAACAUCAAGAUCACGCUCCUGUGCGGCUUCAUCACGGUGCUGGUCCUCCGCGGCACCGCCGGCUUCAACCUCCUGGUCAGCAGCGGCGACCUCGACGGCGCGGCGGCGGACGCCAAGGUCGUCGAGGACGUGGAGCGCAUCCUGGCCGAGAUCCGCUCCGACUCCGAGGCGGACGACGUCGUGUUCGUGGUCGAGGACGGCUCGUCGUCGACGCCGUCGCCGCGCAACGCGACGGCGGCGAGCUUCGGCAACUUCUCGGCGUCGGCGACGGUGGUGAAGGUGCGGGAGUACAGCCUGGGUCCCAAGGUGAAGGACUGGGACGCGCAGCGGCGGGAGUGGAUGUCCCGGCACCCGGAGUUCCCGUCCGUCGACCCGCGGCGCGGGAGACGGCCGCGUGUCCUGCUCGUCACCGGGUCGCCUCCGGGCCCCUGCGACAACCCCGUCGGCGACCACUACCUGCUCAAGGCGACCAAGAACAAGAUCGACUACUGCCGGCUCCACGGCAUCGACGUGGUGCACAACAUGGCGCACCUGGACCCGGAGCUGACGGGGUACUGGUCCAAGCUGCCGCUGGUGCGGCGCCUCAUGCUGGCGCACCCGGAGGUGGAGUGGAUUUGGUGGGUGGACAGCGACGCCAUCUUCACGGACAUGGCGUUCGAGCUCCCGCUGUCCCGCUACGACGGCGCCAACCUCGUCAUCCACGGGUACCCGGACCUGCUGUUCGAGAAGCGGUCGUGGAUCGCGCUCAACGCCGGCAUCUUCCUGCUCCGCAACUGCCAGUGGUCGCUGGACCUGCUGGACGCCUGGGUGCCCAUGGGUCCCCGGGGACCGUCACGCGUCGAGGCGGGGAAGCUGCUCACGGCCAGCCUCACGGGCCGGCCGCCGUUCGACGCCGACGACCAGUCGGCGCUCAUCCACCUGCUGCUGGUGCAGAAGGAGCGGUGGAUGGACAAGGUGCACGUGGAGACGGAGUUCUACCUCCAUGGCUUCUGGACGGGGCUGGUGGACAGGUACGAGGACUACCCGCUGGACCGCUGCAUCCGGGGCAUGGAGCGCGCCUUCAACUUCGCCGACAACCAGGUGCUCAGGCUCUACGGAUUCCAGCACCGCUCGCUCACCACCGCCAAGGUCAGGAGGGUCACCGACCCAGCCACCAACCCGCUCCAGGCAAAGGAAGCGGCGCUCAAGAUGGACGCCAAGUUCUCGAGCACCUAG
Miscanthus lutarioriparius is the source of this 1287-nucleotide messenger RNA. The record is from the annotation of a GenBank genome assembly. NCBI's taxonomy places the organism in Eukaryota, Viridiplantae, Streptophyta, Magnoliopsida, Poales, Poaceae.